CUUGAAAAAUUAUAUAACAAUCAUAAGAUAAAAAUAAGAGAAAAGAAGUUAGGAUAAAACUUGAUUUCGUAAGAUCUAAGAAUGGCAAAAUGGAGUGCGAUAGUUUUAAUAAUGAUGACGGUGAUUGCUAUUGCGGUCACAGCAGAAGCAAAAUAUGACAUAAACGUGUGGCUUAAAUGUUUUCGCAAAUGUUCUCAACCUUGUAAGCCUCACGAUGGUGAUUGUUUUGAACGUUGUAAAAUUCAAUGUGGUGGCCCAAACCCUCCUCACGGUUUCCCACGAACUUUACAUGGGAUGACAUUUGCGGAAGUUCGUGAAAAGAAAGAAAGAUAAAAAGAAUGUAUAGAAAGUCUGUGAUCAUGUCUGCAGUCUUAACUUCUUGUUAAAAUUGAAUAAAAUAGUGAUAAUAAUAUUAUUAUUUCUAAUUUAUG
This is a messenger RNA of Brassica rapa (field mustard), 431 nucleotides long. RefSeq lists its product as uncharacterized. The record is from RefSeq and is a predicted model, not a curated record. NCBI's taxonomy places the organism in Eukaryota, Viridiplantae, Streptophyta, Magnoliopsida, Brassicales, Brassicaceae.